AUGCAUUGUCGUUCAACUCAGACAGCUGAACAUUUGGCGUGUAUUUUUGGAAUUGGCACACUUUUUAUUCUUUGCAACCCGGAUAAGGUACGCAGUGUAAAAGAUACCAACAAAAUUGGCCAUCAAUGUCAACGUUGGCCGAUGACUGUUGCAUGUGGCUAUGGCCGUUCAUUACCCACAAAUCGUUUAAUAAGUGCAGCACAAAGACAUCACCACGAUUUUGGCGGAACAGAAUUUUUGCCACUUUUGUUGAUGAAUAUGUGCAGUGGUGCUGAAGGGGGUGGUGGUGGUUGUGAUGGAGGGGGAGAUGGGGCUGGUGGUUCUGCAUGUGGUACGAUUUUGAUUAAUAAAAGGCUCAACCCAGGCAAAACCCAACUCGCCUGUAGACUCCUAGUAAUUGCUUCUAGGAGUUGA
Meloidogyne enterolobii is the source of this 414-nucleotide messenger RNA. NCBI's taxonomy places the organism in Eukaryota, Metazoa, Nematoda, Chromadorea, Rhabditida, Meloidogynidae. The record is from the annotation of a GenBank genome assembly.